This is a messenger RNA of Fomitopsis serialis, 987 nucleotides long. RefSeq lists its product as uncharacterized. Bases 139 to 633 code for a protein of 164 amino acids. NCBI's taxonomy places the organism in Eukaryota, Fungi, Basidiomycota, Agaricomycetes, Polyporales, Fomitopsidaceae. The record is from RefSeq and is a predicted model, not a curated record. The transcript is spliced from 4 exons.
GUUUGUCUUGGAAACAUUGUGACGGCGACGGUCGCCCUCCUCACGCCCUCCUUGCUCAUCACCACGUCGACCUUUUCUCUCCCUCCGUCCCGUCCGUGAGCUCCCUGCUCCUCUCGUUCCUCCCCGCGCAUUGCCACAAUGUUCGCCACGCUCAUUUCUGUCGCUCUCUUCUCUGGCCUUGCCAUCAAGGGAGCUCGCGCCGAUUUUGCGCUCAGUACCCCCACUCUCGCCAGUGCUGACCUCGGUGACUUCACCGGCACCACCGGCACUUGGACAGUCGCCAUCCCCGCUGGUCAAAACGUAACGUUUUCUGUUCAGGACCAGUGGGGCAACGAAGCUUGGAGCGGUUCGGCAACCGUUGGUCCGAGUGACGACUCGUCUUGCUUGUCGGCCGUCUCUGGCGCAUCCUCCGCUGUCAGCAGCGCUGUCGCCACCGCGACCACCUCUAUCCACCCUUCCACCGCCAAGGGUUCCGGCGUGGUUAACAACGCCCCCGCCUCCAGCAGCUCCGCUGCUCAGGUUGUUGGCGCCGCCAGCUCUGGCGAUGGUACUUCCGCAGGGUUCACCAUGCACCAGCUUAACGCUCCUGUCAUGAUCCUCAGCGCACUCGCUGCGCUCGCCAUCGCGUUCUAGAGAACGCGACAAUAUACCCUCAAAUUGACGCUUCGCGAAAUGCCUAUUGUAUCGUGCUUCCUGGGGUUGGGUGUGUUACAGUUUUCUUGAUCCAUUCUAGGUGGUCAACGACGUGGACGCUCCGGUAGUUCCGUCGAUGCCAUCUUCGGUCGUUAGGCCGCUGGUUUCGGCUUGCGCAAUGUCGAGUCGUUGCGAGCGGGCCUGUUGCAGCGUGGUCAAGCUGGGUGUACCAUGACAUAUACCUAUGUAUUGGCGAUCUGGAAUGAUUAUUAUCUUCUAUAUAUACGUGUCUUCCGCUGUCUAUUGGUGUUUGUGCUUGUGAAUGUGGAAUUCAAGUGUCUCGUGUAUAGUGUA